Lagopus leucura (white-tailed ptarmigan) is the source of this 5008-nucleotide messenger RNA. It is a transcript of the gene ADA2, whose product is annotated as adenosine deaminase 2. Bases 134 to 1696 code for a protein of 520 amino acids. Gene Ontology annotation, molecular function: adenosine deaminase activity. The transcript is spliced from 10 exons. The record is from RefSeq and is a predicted model, not a curated record. NCBI's taxonomy places the organism in Eukaryota, Metazoa, Chordata, Aves, Galliformes, Phasianidae. Gene Ontology annotation, biological process: adenosine catabolic process; inosine biosynthetic process.
GGAACUGUGCAUGCGGCCACUCUCCAGGACGCAGCCCGCUGCUCGUCUGGGCCCUGCCGGCUCGCCAGAGAGACGAUAACCCCACUGCAGGGUGUGAGGAGCGGAGAGCUGCCCUGCGUGAGUCGACCCAGGGAUGAGGUGCAGCUCCAAGAUGAAGCCUCCAUCUGGGCAAGGCAUAAGGCUGGCGUGCCUUCUCAGCUUGGCUUCGCUCUGCCUUCCCACCCCGCUCUGGGAGGACCGAGACUCCCUCAUGCAGGAGGAGAAAGCCAGACUGACAGGUGGCAAUUUGGUGCUGAGCACCCAGGAGCAGCAGCUCAGCACGAAGCUCAUCAGCCUGAAAAAGAAAGAGGUCGCAGCAGCCUUGAACACGGGGCAGUUCCCUCCUAGCAUGCACUUCUUUCGGGCAAAAAGCCUCAUUGAACAGAGUGCAGUGUUCAGCAUCCUGAAGCGCAUGCCAAAAGGUGCUGUCCUACACCUGCACGACUAUGCCAUGCUGAGCGUGGACUGGCUGGUGUACAAUGCUACCUAUCUCCCUGACUGCUACAUCUGCUUCACCCACACGGGCACUGUUCGGUUUCACUUUUCCAAGCCUCACCCUCCUCAUCCAGUGCCAGCCCAGUGUUCCCAGUGGGUUUUGCUGGAGACUUACCGAAAACAGCUGCGCAAUGUGACUGAGUUUGAUGACAGCUUGCUGAGAAACUUGACCCUGGUGACGGAUGCCCCGGAGCUGGCCUACCCUUCCCAGGCUUUCAUUUGGAAAAGGUUUGAAGAAGUCUUUCUCAUCGCUUCUGGACUUAUCUGCUAUGCACCUGUGUUCAAGGCCUAUUUCUACCAGGGGCUGCUGGAGCUUUAUGAGGAUAACAUACAGUAUGUUGAGAUAAGAGCUAUCCUGCCUGCGGUGUAUGAGCUCGACGGCACUCGGCACAACAAGUCCUGGUCGGUGGCAGUGUACCAGGAGGUGAGCAGGCGGUUUGUGCAGGAGCAUCCCGAUUUCCUCGGAGCAAAAGUUAUCUUCACGGCACACAGGAUGCUGAAUAUUUCCCAGAUUAAAGAAGCCAUCAUCACCGCUAUGGAACUCAGAGCCCACUUCCCAGAUACUCUGGCAGGCUUCGACUUGGUUGGCAAUGAGGAUGAAGGUCAUUCUUUAUGGGAGUUUAAGGAUGUCCUGACCAUCCCAUAUUCCCGGGGGGUCAACCUGCCUUACUUCUUCCAUGCUGGAGAAACAGACUGGCAGGGCACCUCUGUAGACAACAAUGUACUGGAUGCUCUGAUACUGAAUACCAGCCGGAUUGGCCAUGGACUUGCCCUCACCAAACACCCAAUAGCCAAAAAUUUGUCUCUGAAGAGGGAUAUUCCUGUAGAAGUCUGUCCCAUCUCCAACCAGGUGCUGCUGUUGGUGUCUGACUUGCGGAGCCAUCCCGCAGCCAGUCUAAUGGCUGAAGGACACCCUGUUGUGGUCAGCCCUGAUGAUCCCUCUAUCUUUGGGGCAAAGGGUGUCUCCUAUGACUUCUACGAGCUGUUCAUGGCCAUUGGAGGGAUGAAUGCUGACUUGAGGACCUUAAAACAACUUGCGCUCAACUCCAUAAAAUACAGUGCCAUGCUACUGGAUGAGAAAGCCAAGGCCAGAGAGGUCUGGCAGAAAAAAUGGGACCAAUUUGUGGCUGAUCUCACUGAUAGCUCGUUGAUGGAGCUUUAGAAGGGAAGAGAUCUGUCUCGGAAGGCAUUUGGCAAGCCAGAGAAAGCCAACCUUGUUGCUGGGAGGCAGCCUGCUUCUUCCAUGUGACUUGAGCAGAUGAAGGAACCUCUACGUCUCAGCCAGCCAUGGGCAAUGUGGUUAAGCUGAGCUUAAUGCUAGGAAUGAGCUGUGCUAUCCUGUAGAAGUCAAGGGCCAGGGGUGAAGCAGCGAGCCUCUGUAACAAUACCAGCACAGCAUGCCACUCAAAAUAGUCAAAAUAAUUGUAAGUUGCCGAUGACCAAAUCCUGACAUCCUUAUUUAGAAAAAGCUUGCCUUCUAAUUCGACUUAGUGGAUCAUUGCCAACAUGAGGAUCCCUGAAUUUUGCCUUACUGUUACAAAAUGCAGACCUUGUCCAGAAACAGCUAAGACAAACAUCCAGCCACUUGGGCCACUGACCUUCGGAGAGCAAGGACUGAAAAUGACUCUUGUUAUGUUUAACCCUGGGCCUGCUGCCAAAAUAGCACUGCUGGGUUGAAGUACCAGUCGUAGGUUUGAUGUCUGCUAUUUCAGGACCUACCAUGGCUGGAAACAAGCAGAUGGAACCAUACAAAUGUUCCCAGAUUGUGUAAGCUUGGUUGCACAGAGAUCAGAAGGACAAAAAGAGGUGCCUCAUUUGCCCAUGGCUGUUUUCCUUUCUCUUCCCUGCAGAAUCCUUUCCUGUUUUCUGGUCACAGGAAAGCUAAACACUUUUCACCUGAGAAAACCCACCCUGGCUUCCCAGAUCCUGUUUGACUAAACACUCAUCCUGCCCUUCAAGGUAUUAACAUAGGCUCUGAAUUUAUAGGAAAUGCCUUUUGAUAUCAAGAGGUUCCACUACUGACCUUCAUUGCCUUAUUCAGCCCGUUCACCUUGGUGAUAUUCACCUUGAUGAGAACCAAUCUCAUACUGUGCAUAUCCAAUAGGUUCACUUGGACUUUUGCAGUUGCCAGUAUUUUCACUAAAAGUUAUUACAACAGCUACACAGCAAAUUGUGCCUAGGCAAGUGGACUCCCUUACUUAACAAGCUCAAAAAUAUCAUGGAAAGAACUAGUUUCUUGGAGAUUAAAAAAAUCUUCAUCAGGAUGCUAAAUGAAUCCAGCAAAACCCAUGAAUACACGGAACAAGGAACAAGCCAGGAUCAACCAGCAUCUCUCUGGCAUUAGUACAAUUGCCCCGGUUUACAGCAGCCAAGGGAAAUCUUACAAAUGUUCCUUCUGAAAGGUGCCUCCUCCUCAGAGCCCAAGAUUGAGUGGACUGCUGUUUCUUGAUCUGACCAGCUUGGGGCAAACUGGCUCCCUUUAAGCUAAUAAUCCUGCUAAUUGUCUCAAGCUGCCUGGUCGUUGUUUAUUUCCACUAACCUUGGUUAAAACACCUUAUCAGGAGACAAAUAUACUCACUACAGAAGCAGAUCAAGCUGUGCAGCCCACAUAUCCCUUGCGUGCUCAACGUUAAGAGGCCCACAUGCUUCUGUCUAGUAAUCCAAGGCAAAACCAACAAAAACUCACUGCAAAUGGAAGGCAGCUGGGUUGCAGAAGCCAGCAAGGCAAGCCACUGAAAGCAGAAGUAGAAGCCAGUCAGACACCACAUGCAGCAGGUGGGCUCUGUGCUGGGUUCUGCUGGGCCUUUCCAACCAGCUGCCUUCAGCUCCAGAUCUGCCCGCAUGACCCACACCUUCCUCUUGUCCCCCACAGCCAAUCUUUGCUGUUCAGCCUUCUGUGGGCCUCACUGCACAUCUAUCCAUGGGAUGAGCUUUAUACUGGAAGAGGAGUUACUGUAGAAGCACCUUUCCUCCUUUUCCUCCUCCAUGGGUAUAGCAUGCAGAGCUCAGUCUGAAGUUCCCAAUGCAGGCAUUCCUUUCAGACCCAUAACAGCUACUGCCUGGGAAAAUAUCUAAUGUCUAAUCCUGAUGAAGAAAGCUGUUGCAAACAGGUAGGAUGUCUGCUCACCACUGACCUAAAGCCAAGUUCCUCUGAGUCCCCUCAAAAUUUAACCUUUGCUAUAUGGGAAGGGAGGAAGUAUUUAUUCUCUAUGAGUUUCUUCCUCCAUGGCAAGCCUCACUGCUGACCAAAUGAAGCUAAUAGCAGAAACCAGGAGCCACCAGUGAGUGACACUGUUUGGGAUUACAGCAUAGAAAUCAUUGGGGAGUUCAAAUUGUGCAGGUCUGAGGUGGUGUUCAGACAAAGCCCUCAGAAAGGUGAACCUUGACUGUACAGGCCUACAUUCUGACUUGUGAUCUCCUGCUGCUGAAGGUGUCCAUCUGAGGGUUGGUCAGAUGGCAGACACUUUCCUAUCCUAAUCAGGUGUGUUUAAAUGUGAACCUGAACUGAACCUCUGACUCCAGAGUAUAGCCUUCCCUGUACCUCCUUCUGAACAGGGCAUUGCCUAUGUGGGGCCUUCCCAGGAGUCCCCUUGGAAGAUGAGCUAUAAGUGUUUUCAGAGCUGCAGGGUUAGACAGGAGGAGGGCUGCCCUGAUUUACAGCUGGCAACCAACUCUUUUUUAGAGCAUGCCUUAUUUCAGAGAAGGAUCCUAACAGAAAAAUCUAGACUGCAUCCCCACCUCUCCAGCUCCAGGUGUGCAAAAAGGAGGGAUUAAGGCUGAACCGCUGCAGUUGAGAAAGUGGAAUCUAUUCCACUUCAGACAGCUUCAAGGCUUAGAGUAAACUUGGCUAUGGGGCUUGGCUGGGACUUGGCUUUUAACAUUCACAACAACAUUUUAAGUGUUUUGCUGCCAGUUUGUUUCUGUACAAUUAGUACUUAGAUCCCUGAUCACAUUUAAUGUACAUCAUAUGUAAUGCUCUCAUGCACAUUUCCUUCUGAACACAGUAUUCAUUUAAAUCUUUAAACCCAUUCCCAGUACUUCUCUCUUUAACAAAUGAACCAACAAAAACAGAGCUGAGGAUACCAGUAUUUUAUGCAAAGUUUUCUUCUGGAAUGUACAGCACAAGGGGGAUGUUCCACGUCACUCAGAAGAGUACAAUUGUGAGACUGAAAUGCCCUCUCAGCAUGGUGCAAAGGGCAGUCUGACCCACAGGGCUAGAAUUUUGGAGCUGAGCCUGGGUUGCCCUCCCAGUCCCUCUUCUCCACUCCACACAGUAGCUGCAUCCAGCUCUGGGUCAUGAUUUCCAAGGAAUAUCACCUGACGGACAUGAUCUGCCUGUCUCACCUCUCCUUCCAUUACAGCUUGUACCAUCUCUGCAGUGGCCACAGCACAGCAAGUAAAAGGAACUACUGCAGGUCAUUUCACCCACUUCUAGCAUGAUUUUAACAGAGGAAAACAAGAAGGGUAAACACUC